AUGUCGACGUCUUCAACGAGCCUAGAGUCGCUGACUUCUCAGUUUGAAUCAGCCGACGGAACAUUGGUGAUCAUGAUAGUGAGAGCCAGACAUCUACCGAACAGAAGAAAACUAGAUAAGCAAUCUCCCUAUGUUGUCAUUCGACUAGGCACCCACGCCAAAAAGACAAACUCCGAUUUUAGAGCCGGUCAAACUCCUGAAUGGACCCACGAGGUCAGGUUUGAGCUCAGUCGCGACAAGAGACCCGUGUUAAAAGUGGAUUUGUUGGACGAGACCAAUGGCGAUCCUACCCCUAUUGGCGGUUGCGAAAUUGAUGCUCUGAUUGUUUUACGACAUCCAGAUGCUAGCGCGGGGAAAUACAUCUACGAUAAAUGGUACGACUUGACUUAUAUGGGCAAGAGGGCCGGGAUGUUGUAUUUGGAAAUGACUUUUUAUCCUUCGGCACCGGUACUACCUCCAAAACUCCUUCUAGCCUCCUCAUCAUACCCCGUCACUGCCGCUGCUGCUGCUGAUGGAGAAAUAAUCAUGGGUAUUCCCAAUGUUUACGCCGAUGACGAUCUUGCGAUAAAUACGAAUCCCAGCUCGAGUAAAGGAGCUGUGUCUCCUUAUAGAAGGAAUGCAAUUCAAGAUGUGUUUGUUUCGCUGGAUGAUUCCGCUGCCGGUGAGCCGCAGUCACGGGCAAAUGCGAGUCACGUCGUGUUUGUCUCGCUGGAUAGCUCACAAUCGAGCAAGAAAUCGUCGAUAUUCCUGAAGACUAAUCAAUUGUUCCAAACGCCUGCUAAUGGUGGGUUUGCCAGCCUCAAUCGGGACGACAGUAAAAACGACGUGGUGAUUAGUGUCACUGGCGCUGGAGGAGAUGGAAGAAAGAGUCCUAGUAAAUUAGCUGCCAAGUUUGCUCGAUUUAAAGACAAGCUUGGGAACAAGCAAUGGAGUGAUGCCCAGCAUCUAAGUGCUUAUGGUAAUGGAAUCAAGCGUGACAUUUCUCCCAUUAGUGCUUACCAAUCGAACGACUUGGAUGAAUUGGAGGAUGAAUUUAGAAGAAAUGAGAGAUACAACGACCAAGUUCCUGACCUUGGCGAGAAUAUAGUUUUCAAAUCGCCACAUAAAGCGGAAACACAAGCACCCGUACCAUCUCCGACACCUCCACCUCCACCACAACACCAAAGUUAUCCAACAACAACAACAUCAUCUGCAAACCACUCGCCAACGUUGAACAAGCCGCUUCCCGCGGCUCCCAUAAGAAAAGCUCCGCCCUCCAUGACUUCGAAACUCGAUCUUAAAGACAGCACAGCCAUACCAUUCUCGGCAGAAUCAAUCGGGGCCGACAACUUCAACGAAGCGUUGCCUACAAAAGUUUACAUGUUGGAUGAACAAGUAAAGUCCCUCAGCUUUAAAGAGUCGCCGUCGUCACCUCACCAUCACCUUGAGCCUGACGAACUGCUAAUUAAAGAUGAAAUUGACCCUCAAUACUAUGCACCUACUCCCAGCGAGCAUUUCUCCAAGCCAAGUAAUAGAUUCGCCAACGGAGGUCUCAAGAGGGAAAACGUAAAAGUUGAUCUACGAACUGAACGUACUGGCUACAUGGGAGAUGGCAAAUUUAGUCCCAGUAUCUUCCAAAAGGCCAGUACUCCAAUCCCUACUCAUCGACCAUGGAAUGUGUAUCGUGAAAAAUACGGAGGUGAAAGUUAUAUCGAUGAUGAUGACGACGACGACGAAGAAGAGGAUAAACCACCUGUACCACCCAAGAUUCCCCGCGGCAUGAACGAAUUUGAAUACUUUGCAUUAGAAAAGGAUAAAUUCAUGCUGGAUCUACAAGGGAACAGGAUAUGA
Molecule: messenger RNA, 1830 nt
Organism: Lodderomyces beijingensis
Lineage: Eukaryota; Fungi; Ascomycota; Pichiomycetes; Serinales; Debaryomycetaceae
Source: the annotation of a GenBank genome assembly